AUGUCCCGGGCAGCGGCUAUCGCCAGCUCCCUGAUCCGCCAGAAGCGGCAGGCGCGGGAGCGGGAGAAGGCGAAUGCCUGCCGCGGCAGCAGCAGCCCCAGCAACGGCAAAGGCACCAGCGAGAAGCCCAGCAAGCUGAACGUGUUCUCCCGAGUCAAAUUGUUUGGAUCGAGGAAGAAACGGAAGAGAAGGCGACCACCAGAGCCACAACUAAAGGGCAUUGUGACCAGGCUCUCCAGUCGCCAGGGCUUCCAGCUGCAGAUGCAGCCUGAUGGCACCAUCGAUGGAACCAAGGAUGAAGACAGCACCCACGCCGUGUUCAACCUGAUCCCCGUGGGGCUUCGCGUGGUGGCCAUCCAGGGCGUCCAGAACAAACUCUACCUGGCCAUGAACAACGAAGGCUUCGUCUACACCUCGGAACAUUUUACCCCGGAAUGCAAGUUCAAGGAAUCGGUGUUUGAGAACUACUACGUCACCUACUCCUCCAUGCUGUACCGGCAGCAGGCCUCCGGCCGGGCCUGGUACCUGGGACUCAACAAGGAAGGGGGGAUCAUGAAGGGGAACCACGUCAAGAAGAACAAGGCCGCCGCACAUUUCAUCCCGAAACCGCUCAAAGUGGCCAUGUACAGGGAGCCCUCCCUCCACGACCUGACGGAACUCUCGCGUUCGGGCAGCGGCACGCCGACCAAGAGCCGCAGCGCCUCGGCCCUUCUGAACGGCGGAGGGAAGACGCCCAGCAACAACGACUUAUCCUAGCCUCUCCAUGCCCUGAUCCAACAACACAACCACACACACACACACACGCAGACACCCAGGCACACACUCAGAUCUCAGGCUGACACGCCCACAAAGGCUUGUGAGGGGGUAGAAGGAGGUGAGGAGAACAAUGGUGGGGAGGAGGGGGGGAUGGCCGGAAUGCGUUCUUCCACUUCACGGAGCCCACUGUGACUGACUGUGAUGUAAAUAAAUCAAGGACAAUCAAUCCGUCUGCUGGCCCGGUGUGUGAGCAGGGACUGGACCUGUGAAUCUCUUCCCUCCACCUCUCUUUCUGCUGUAGUGUAAAAAGACCCAUAAUCCACACGAAGAGGAGAAAGUCAGACAGUCAGUCACCCAUUAAGAUAAACAGACUGUUACAGAGAACCAAAGAGUCGAAGUAUUAACUAACUCGGCUGUUGCUGUGAAAACGCAAAGUGGCCAGAAAGUAACAGGGAGUCACAAAGGGAGGAAGAAAGUCUGUAUCUAUCCUACCAUACGCGAUGUUUACACAGAGCUCUUGGGGUUAAGUCAUAUUUUAGAAAAAACGGCCGAAGUGUUCCUCGUACACUUGUGAGGACUGACCAUUUGUUUGCAUGCAGGUGCGCCUGUGUGAGUGCGAGAAAGGUUGAGUAGUGGGCUUGCAGUAAGUCUGUUUGUGUGCGCGCACGCAUGUGUCACGUGUCCGGGGGGUGGGAUUUUACCUUUUUAAGAUCUGUUGUAUAUGAGGCUUCAGCAGGUUAAUAUAAGGUUUACUGUAUAUGCUUCCAUGCUGACUUCUUACAAGCAACGCUGUUGUUUAUCUUUCCGUUUGUCGUUGUCGUCUCUUGCUGUUUGUUUGUUGUUGCAUGGAAGCUUGUGGACCUCUGCUCAGUAGCAGCAUGCCGAAGGUCCUCUCUUUUUUUUAUUUUUUCCUGGUUUCCUUUUCUUUCUUUCUCCUGGUCUUUUGUGUUCCUGACCACAAGAGAACACUAGUGAGCCGAUAGUGUGAUACCAGAACACUAGUGAACCAAUGUGAGGGUGUUUGAACAUCACUGGACCAAUUGUUUAGCACCAGAACAUGAGUGGACCAACAGCGUUGGACCAGAACUUUGGUGAACCAAUAGGAGCACAGAUCAACUUCAUAUUUUGGUUCCUGGUGUGGACAAACUAGAAAUGCACUAAAUAAACCAUUUGUAAAGAAAUGAAUGGACUGUUUUUAUUGGGUUUCAGUGUCCUAGCUGAUAAAGUGUUUACAGUAUGAGGAAAAAAGAAUGAAGAAAAGGUUCUGCUCAUGUUUAAAGGACUGGUUCAACUACAUUUAGGUCAUACUAUUAGUUGUUAUUUAAGUUGUAAGUUGUAACUGUCACUCAUACAAAGCUGGACAUAAUGCUGAAUUCUUCAUGUGCCGUGUAUUUGUCUAAAUUUACAUUCAUCUUUGCUGUACCGGGGGAGAAUUUUAUUUUAUCCUGAGGUGGUUUUUAUUUUUUAAAACCUGAUCCUUUAACAGAGGAGUGCAGUAGAACUCAUUUUUGCUUACUCAGACCACGGUUUGUGAGCA
Molecule: messenger RNA, 2293 nt
Organism: Menidia menidia (Atlantic silverside)
Lineage: Eukaryota; Metazoa; Chordata; Actinopteri; Atheriniformes; Atherinopsidae
Source: the annotation of a GenBank genome assembly